CUCUGCGUUAACUCCACCCCCGACAGAAGUUUGCAGCCCCGGAUAAACUUCCAGUUCCCCUCUCUACCGACUAGUGCUCUUUUCCAGCUUACCAUCCCACGUAGAGGCCCCAUUUUCCAGAAUGGAGUGCCGGUUGGGUUUAGCGAUUUUAGUCGUUUGCCUCAUCUCUUAUGGCCUUUCGGAUGUGCAGCUCAGUAGUAAUGUUAUUCUCGAGCCGUAUGAUCUGCUGUUCGACACAGCGGUAGAAGCAUACUACAAGGGUGACUGGAUGACGGUCAUCCUGAACAUGGAGCGGGCGCUUCGGAACAAGGCUGCGAUACGCAGGGUGAAGGCGCAUUGCCGGAUAAUUUGUGCAAACCAGAGCGCUUUCGGAGAGCCUUUAUCCAGCAUAUUUGUGACAAUACCAGGCGCUGGCUCUGUGGAAGAUCUUGGUUUUUUUCAAAAAAUUAUGAAAAGGGCUGAUUGUGUAAAUACCUGUGAAAGUGAUAAAAUUGGACCACCAACUAUCCAUAAAAUCACUGAAGAUGUGGACCUCGAGUUUAAGAAGAGAACCCCUUACAAUUAUCUGCAAGUCGCAUACUUCAAGAUCAAUAAGCUGGAUAAGGCUGUGGCAGCGGCCAACACAUUUUUCCUGGCCAACCCAGACCACAUGGAGAUGAGGCAGAACCUGGACUACUACAGGAUGAUGUCCGGAGUACAGGAGGAAGACUUUAAAGACCUGGAGGCCUGGCCUCACAUGGCAGAGUUCCUUGCAGGGAAGCGGUACUACAGCUCAGACUCGUUCGGUCUGGCCAUCGACCACUUUGAGGCAGCGGUGGAAGACUACUUCAGCGCGGACCAGGAGUGCCGGGCGCUCUGCGAAGGAGCUUACGACUACGACGGAUACAACUACAUGGAGUACAGUGCUGACCUCUUCCAGUCCAUGACAGACCACUACAUGCAGAUUCUGAACUGUAAGCAGAGCUGUUCUGUGGAGCUAGCCUCCACCGCAGGAAAGGACAAGCCAUUUGAGGAUUUCCUCCCUUCCCACUUCAACUACCUACAGUUCUCCUACUACAACAGUGAAAAGUAUGAGCAGGCCAUAGAGUGUACUAAGACCUACCUGCUGUUCCACCCAGAAGAGGAGGUAAUGAAUCAGAACCUGGCCUACUACUCCGCUGUGCUGGGAGAGGACAAGGCUGCAGCCAUACCUGCUAGACAGGUGGUAAAACAGCACAUUCAGCAGUCCCUGUUGGAGAAGGAGCUGCUUUACUUUGCUUUUGAAGUGUUUGGAAUCACCUUUGUUGAUCCAGAUUCCUGGACCCCUGCAGACAUUAUGCCCCUCAAACUGAGAGAGAAGCAGAAGGCAGACAGGGAGACUGCAGCAAGGAUCACUGAGGAGAUUGGGAAUCUGAUGAAGGAGAUUGAAACUAUGGUGGAGGAGAAGAAUAAGGAGUCGACUGAUAUUGCCAAGAUCGUACGAGAAGGUGGUCCUCUGUUGUUUGAUGACAUCAAGAUUACCAUGUCGUCUAAGCAGCUGAAUGGGUCUCAGAGGGUUCUACUGGAUGGAUUUAUCUCGGAGGGCGAGUGCAGAGAGCUCACCCGCCUCUCUAAUGCGGCUGCGCUGAAAGGUGAUGGGUACCGAGGCCUUCCCUCCCCACACUCCCCCAGCGAGAGCUUCCAAGGAAUCACAGUCCUCAAGGCUAUUAAGUUUGGACAGGAGGGAACUGUGCCCCUGAAGAGUGCCCGUCUGUUUUUCGACAUGAGUGAGAAGGUACGUAGGGUCCUGGAGUCGUACUUCCGUCUGGACUCUCCUCUCUACUUCUCCUACACCCACCUGGUCUGCCGCUCCGCCAUCGACGAGAAGCAGGAUGACCGUGAUGACCUGAGUCACCCGGUUCAUGCAGACAACUGCCUUCUGGUCUCUGAGCUCAACAAGUGCAUCAAAGAACCACCCGCAUACACACACCGAGACUACAGCGCCAUCCUCUAUCUAAAUGAUGACUUUGAAGGAGGAGAUUUCAUUUUCACUGAACUGGAUGCCAAAACUGUCACAGCGGAGGUGCGUCCUCAGUGUGGUCGUGUGGUUGGUUUUGGGGCUGGGGAGGAGAAUCCUCACGGCGUGAGAGCGGUCACUAAGGGACAGAGGUGUGCUGUGGCCCUGUGGUUCACCCUUGACCCCAAACACGAGGAGAAGGAGCGGAUCCAAGCUCAAGAGAUGCUGAAGAUGUUCUCCACUCCUACGGACGCAGAGUUCACAGAGACAAAGACAGAGAGCUCAGAGCCACAGCUCACACUUCCUGACCAGGCUGUGCUUCUUGGUCAAGCUGCACCCCCACUACAGGUGCAGGCAGACAAACCAGAUGACAAACCAGCAGAGAAGAAGCCUGAGGAACCAGCAGAGAAGAAGCCUGAGGAACCAGCAGAGAAGAAGCCUGAGGAACCAGCAGAGAAGAAGCGUGAGGAACCCGCAGAGAAGAAGCCUGAGGAACCAGCAGAGAAGAAGCCUGAGGAACCAGCAGAGAAGAAGCCUGAGGAACCAGCAGAGAAGAAGCCUGAGGAACCAGCAGAGAAGAAGCCUGAGGAACCAGCAGAGAAGAAGCCUGAGGAACCAGCAGAGAAGAAGCCUGAGGAACCAGCAGAGAAGAAGCCUGAGGAACCAGCAGAAACAGUCAUUGAAAACCCAGCUGAUAACCCAGAAGAUAAAAAGGAUGAGAAGCCGACAGAGAAUCGGGCAGAAAAACAAAUAGCUAAAGAGGGUGAAAAACCUAUGUUGAAAGAGGCGGUCAAAACGAAAGCCAAAGCAGCCGACGCAUCAAAGGCCAAAGCGACGACUAAAACAGCGGCUAAAGCAGGGGACAAAGCCAAGGCUAAACCAGCAGCAAAAACAAACGUCAAACAUGCAGCAAGCAAAAUGAAACCUAAAGCGACAGACAAAAAAGAGCAGAAGCCAGCUACAAAGAAGGCAGAGAAAGCCCCUGGCAAAAAGGUUUCCAAGGACUCUAAAACUGAACCCAAAUCAGCCUCAGACUCACAGACAGACAAGGUUGAGCUAUGAGACCAACAGCACCUGUGACUCUUACUCUGUGGUGUCUCUAUUUUUCUACCGUUUGAAUAUAUUUGCUAAGGUUUUCUCUGUGGGUGUGCUGGAUAAAGAUAUGUAGUUGUUGAUGGAUAUUGUUUUGGAUGUUGUUUGUCUGCCCAGUGGCGGUGAAAAAUGAACGAGGAUAAGGUGUUGUAAUGUAAGCCAUACCAUAAUACCAAGGGACUGCAAACUCACUCUGAUGGCUGAUAUCAACUAACCAAUCAAUCAAAUCAAUGAAUCAACCAAUCAAAUUGGAUUUGUACAGUGCAUUUCACAAAUGCAUUUGUCACAAAGUGCUAAAUAGUAACCACCUUUAAAUUCAUAUCCCAGACUCAUGUGAACAUACUGUGUUGUUUUUAUAGUGUUACUUUUGUGUAUGAUUUGGAAUUCUCUGUGCUAUUUUGUACUGAUUUUAAAUAAACUGUUCUUUGCCUCAGGAAUGGAAAGAUAUAAUCUCCCAACAAAAAGAGAGAAAAAACCCCCCAGGAAAGACUGAAACUUGGAUUCAUGUGGAUACAUUAAAAAAGUCAUGUUUUCAUACUGAACAAAAAUAUGAACGCUACAUGUAAAGUGUUGGUCCCAUGUUUCAUGAGCUGAAAUAAAAGAUCCCAGAAAUGUUC
Molecule: messenger RNA, 3684 nt
Organism: Oncorhynchus nerka (sockeye salmon)
Lineage: Eukaryota; Metazoa; Chordata; Actinopteri; Salmoniformes; Salmonidae
Gene: p3h1
Product: prolyl 3-hydroxylase 1
Exons: 15
Coding region: 122-3037 (971 amino acids)
Biological process (GO): collagen metabolic process
Cellular component (GO): endoplasmic reticulum
Molecular function (GO): L-ascorbic acid binding; iron ion binding; procollagen-proline 3-dioxygenase activity
Source: RefSeq, a predicted model, not a curated record